This is a messenger RNA of Sinocyclocheilus grahami, 1962 nucleotides long. Its product is annotated as src-like-adapter 2. Gene Ontology annotation, molecular function: protein binding. The coding region runs from base 544 to 1341 and encodes 265 amino acids. The transcript is spliced from 8 exons. The record is from RefSeq and is a predicted model, not a curated record. NCBI's taxonomy places the organism in Eukaryota, Metazoa, Chordata, Actinopteri, Cypriniformes, Cyprinidae.
CCUUCCUGACAUUUCUGGAGCUACUUCCGUUGGCGUCUGUAUUACUGCAUCAAUGAGCUCACGACAUUCAUCUCCACCAACAUCUGUGUUGUGUAUUAGUACAGCUCGAACAUUUGCAAAACACCUUCUCCAGUCUGUUCUCGCUGUCAGGCAUCUGUGCGUCAGCAAAGGAGUGACAGUUAGACCUGUUCGUCACAGGAAACUACAAGUGUCUAGUAAAUAAAGCUUCCUGCCACAGUGUGCAAUGCUAAAACACUGAGACGACCACAGCAGCAUCCCACAGUGACACUUCACCUGAAACUGAGCUCAACUACUGCUCCUCAGCUCCUCAAGAAAACUAGCCUCUCAUCUUUACGGAUAUCACUCCAAAUAGCUUUCUAACUUGGCCAUCUGAGUUUUCAGGCCUUUUGCACACGUUCGUAAGCAGACGCGCAGGUGAGGGGAUCGGUUCGCUCAUAAGGAAGGAUUGUCAUCGUUGUUAGCCUGAGGACCAUGAGAUUGUGGUUCCCAUCAGCAUUGUGUGCCUGAACUCUCCAGAGCAGCAUGGGCAGUCGGCCCAGUAAAGACCGGCGUGGAUCCAGCUCACAUGCUGUUCUCUUGGACACGGAGGAAAGCACUGACCUGCUGACCAUGGACAGUGGUAGAUUUGUGGUGGUGUCCCUGUACGACUAUCCGUCCAGAGGUCCGGGUGACUGCGCCAUCCGAGUGGGAGAGAGGCUCAACAUUUUGUCAGAUGAGGGAGAGUGGUGGAAAGUCAGUUCAUCAGCCACAGGAAAUGAGAGCUACAUCCCCAGCAAUUACACCGCCAAAGUGUACAACAGGUGGCAGUUUGUGGGUCUCAGUAAACCGAAAGCAGAGGAACUGCUGAUGCUCCCCCAUAAUCAGCCUGGCUCCUUCCUCAUCAGAGAGAGUGAGACCUACCCAGGUAACCACACUCUGUCAGUGCGUAAGAGCAGCUCGCAGGAGCGCGCUUCUGUCAAACACUACCGUAUCAGCUGCAUUGAGAACGGCUGGGUCUACAUCUCUCCCAGACUCACCUUCAGGACCCUCUCAGACCUGGUCACACAUUAUUCAGAAGUUUCGGACGGGCUGUGCUGUACUCUGGGGGAGCCGUGCUACAUCAUUGGAUCCAACAAUGUUCCAGUGGUCACCGGCCCGCCUCCGGUUGCCGUGAAGAGGCCCACUAUAAACUGGAAAGACGUGAAUAGCUCCAUGAUCUUCGGGCAGAGUAAAGACAGUGCGGAGAACUCUCUAGUGAGCGAAGGACUGAAGGAGGCCAUUAACUCGUACCUCUACAUGACGGAGGAAUGUGAGGACUGCUGUCAGCUCUGGGACACAUGAGUGGAAGACCAUCAUGAGACUUGACGAGUGUUUGAAUGACGUUGGACUCUUGAUGCUGUGAUAUGGGAUGAACACUUUACAGAAACGAAAAAUGAAUCAAAAUGCAUCGAAGCAUCUAUUUUCAUUCGUGUAUUUCUGCGUAAAAACUUUAAGAGUGAAAGCGGUGUCGGAUGAAGUUCCCGGACGCGCGCACUGACUCAUUGCUGUUCUUCCAGAGUGGGUGCUGGAGACAAAGAUGUCACAGUUUCCUGUGUGGACGCGCUCCUGGCGGACAUGAAAGAGAAAACGACUGAAGGAAAGAACGACAGAGAGGUGUGUGAGUGGGAGGGGGAACACAACUGGGUGGCGCACACAUCCAUUUCCACUCCACUCACACUUUCUGGAACUUUAUCAGUGUCGUGCUUAUUACAAAUAUGAUCACAAUCAGAGAAUGAUACGUCACAAGAAGCACAAAGAAGCUUUAGCAAUGGUAUCCGAGAGUUUGAUGUCAUUUUUUGUUGAAAAUGCCAAACAAAAUACAUAUUUAUGACUUAUGACACAAAUGUUGUGAAUCUUUGUAAAUAUAUAUAUAUAUGGUCGCUUAAAGAGAUAGUAAAGACCCAAAAAAUGAAAACUGUCAUU